Messenger RNA from Bombyx mori (domestic silkworm), 770 nucleotides. It is a transcript of the gene CPR39, whose product is annotated as cuticular protein RR-1 motif 39. The transcript has 4 exons. Gene Ontology annotation, cellular component: chitin-based extracellular matrix. The coding region runs from base 33 to 533 and encodes 166 amino acids. Gene Ontology annotation, molecular function: structural constituent of chitin-based larval cuticle. The record is from RefSeq and is marked provisional. NCBI's taxonomy places the organism in Eukaryota, Metazoa, Arthropoda, Insecta, Lepidoptera, Bombycidae.
AUCAGUUAACCAGCGCAUCUUCUCUAGUCAAAAUGAAAUUCUUUGUGGUAUUCGCAGCUGUUGUAGCUGUUUCGGCUGCUCAGUUUGGAGGAUUUAUCCAGUCAACUCGGAUCCCUGGCUUCCCUCGGCCUACUAUACCACCACCUCCACCACCCAGACCGACCAUUCAGGCUAUUCUUCCUAACCGUGUCGCAACUAAUGAGCAGGCUGCUGAAACUAUCAGUUAUCAGAACGAGAUCCUCCCUGACGGCAGCUACAGCCAUGGGUUUGAGACUAACAACGGAAUCUCAGCUCAAGCACAAGGAACUCCUCGUGACUUCGGAGGCAAUCCUCCCGUUGUGCCUGUAGUAUCCCAGGGAUCGUUCGCCUGGACAUCUCCCGAAGGUCAACCAAUCGUAAUUACCUACAUCGCUGACGAGAACGGCUACCAACCUCAGGGUGAUGCUAUCCCCACUCCACCUCCAAUCCCAGAAGCCAUCCUCAGGGCUCUGGACUUCAUCGCAAGAAACCCACCAGCGCCCCAGAAGAAGUGAAUUAACCUUAACUGAAAUGAAUCUUAGAAUUUAGUUAAUUUAAGUGUAGUCAUCAAUCAAUUGAAUUCUAUUGCCAUAUUUGAAAAUGUAUCGUUAUAGUUCUCUAGUUUGAUCAGGUCAAACAUAUUGGCCUUUGUAAAUGUGAUAUAUUAAAGUAAAUAAAAGUACUCGUUGAAAGAUGUUUAAAAUAAUUAUAAAAAUAUUAAAUCCGCGAAUAAAGUUUAUUAUACAAAAUUA